This is a messenger RNA of Penaeus monodon (black tiger shrimp), 1056 nucleotides long. RefSeq names its product triosephosphate isomerase-like. Gene Ontology annotation, biological process: gluconeogenesis; glyceraldehyde-3-phosphate biosynthetic process; glycerol catabolic process. The transcript has 3 exons. Gene Ontology annotation, molecular function: triose-phosphate isomerase activity. Gene Ontology annotation, cellular component: cytosol. Lineage: Eukaryota; Metazoa; Arthropoda; Malacostraca; Decapoda; Penaeidae. The record is from RefSeq and is a predicted model, not a curated record. Bases 62 to 874 code for a protein of 270 amino acids.
UCGCGUCGCCCGGAGAACGGCUGAUAGACCUCGCCUCAGUGGCCAGCGAGAACGUUUCCCGAUGACUCUCCGCCGAGGAAGCAAGAUGACGGCCAAGAGGAAGUUCCUGGUUGCGGGCAGCUGGACGGCACAAGCGGACUCGAGCGCAGAGAGCAAGAGAGAGAGUUUGUGUUCGUUCCUGUUGUAUGCUCGACAGCAUCUUCCUGUCGAGAUCGCCACAACUGUUCCUGACGGUCAUGAGGACGAGGAAGCCUUCUGCAGGGACUGCGACUGCCGCUGGGAAGUGGUGGGCAGAGCUUCGUCCGGCAGUUCCGAUUCUGAGCUGAAGGAAGCGAUUGCCGAAGUUCAGCGGGCAGGCAGGAAGGUGAUCGUCUGUUUGUGCGAGACGUCGGAGGAUCGCGAGAAUGGUCGCACGGAGGAUGUCCUGUUGGGCCAGAUGAAGUCCCUCGCCGCUAGCAUCAGCGACUGGUCUGACGUGGUAAUCGCCUUCGAGGCUCUGUGGGCCAGUAAUACCGGCGUCCUAGCCACAGCUGAGCAGGUGCAGGAGGCCUUGGCCAACAUACGGCAGUGGCUGCGUGUCAACGUGAGCCAGAAGGUGGCCAACAGCACCAGAAUCAUCUACGCAGGUUCCGUUUCGUCCACCAACUGUCGACAGCUGGCUCAACUGGAGGACCUGGACGGCUUCCUGGUGGGGAACGCGGCCCUCACACCCGACGUCGUUCCCGCGAUCACUUCUUCACGAGUUUCUCGCUCGUCCCUCUGGGCGACGCACGAGGCCCUCAGCUCGACCGCCCAGCUCAUCCAGCAGCUUCGUCAGCGAGAAUACGCCAGGAGGCUGGCGGCGACGAUGCGCUGUCCGAAACGAUACAUUUGAAUGGUCUGCUCUCAGUUGUGUUGUGGGCAGACUCCACUAUAGGAGGAUUACGUGUAAAUAGGUCUAUGUAUUUAUAAGUUCUUGGUAUUUGUUAAUGAAGUACCGACGUUAUUUAUUGUGGAUGUAUUUAUUUUUAGUAAUAGACACUGCAACUAUAUUUUACAAAUAACGAUAUUUCUACA